Molecule: messenger RNA, 2349 nt
Organism: Nelumbo nucifera (sacred lotus)
Lineage: Eukaryota; Viridiplantae; Streptophyta; Magnoliopsida; Proteales; Nelumbonaceae
Product: protein decapping 5-like
Biological process (GO): cytoplasmic stress granule assembly; P-body assembly
Cellular component (GO): P-body
Molecular function (GO): mRNA binding
Source: RefSeq, a predicted model, not a curated record
GAGUUCGCAUGUAGUUUUCUUGACAUACUGUCUAACAACAAAUACGAAAUACACUGAGCAAAACAAAGGGGAAAAGAAAAAAAAAGGGAAGGAAAACGCCAUUGUUCUCUCUAUUCUCUACAAAGAAUUGCUCUCUGUACUCUGCCUUGUAUCUGCUUCUACUGCUAAAAUCAUGGCAGCAGAGGCAUCAAGAUCUGGUGGGUCAGCCGAUUCCUACAUCGGCAGCCUGAUUAGCUUGACAUCGAAGAGCGAAAUCCGUUACGAAGGUGUUCUCUACAACAUUAACACUGAAGAAUCCAGCAUCGGAUUGAGAAACGUAAGGUCAUUUGGAACUGAAGGACGAAAAAAGGAUGGCCCACAAGUCCCUCCAAGUGAUAAAGUUUAUGAGUACAUUUUAUUCCGUGGAAGUGACAUCAAGGAUUUACAAGUUAAAUCUUCUCCACCUGUUCAGAGUACACAACCUAUAAAUGAUCCUGCUAUUAUACAGUCUCAUUAUCCUUAUCCAGCAUCUAUUUCAACAAGCAUGCCUUCUGCUGGUAGUGGGUCUGUGACGGAUCUUAGUUCCCACACAACACAGGUCGGUCUUCCCAGGUCAACAUUCCAAGGUGGUCUGCCUUUAUAUCAACCUGGAGGGAGUUUGGCAUCAUGGGGGUCUUCACCUGCUCCUCCAAGUGCAAAUGGUAGUGGGUUAGCUAUGCCUAUGUAUUGGCAAGGAUUUUAUGGACCUUCAAGUGGGCUUCCCCAUAUGCAACAGCAACCUUUGCUAAGACCUCCACCUGGCUUGUCAAUGCUUCCUUCCCUGCAGCAACCAAUGCCAUAUCCUGGAUUAAACAUUCCAUUACCCACAGGAGCUUCAAAUUUGCCUGAACUCCCUCCUCCUUUGCUUCCACCGGUUGGUUCUGGCUCUGUGAAUUUAAACUCCACUACUUUGCCAUCAUCUCUGCCUCCUGCCCAGUCUGCUGCCAUAGCUUCUGAAGCAGCAUCAAGUCUGACGUCAAAUAAAGCUCCUUCACCUGCUCUUCCUACAUUAAAUCUGAAUGCUAGCUUGCCAUUGGUUUCUCCUUUGACUACUUCUAGUUUGGAUAUAAAUGCCAUUGUACCACCGAACUCCAACAAGCCUAAGGCAGCUCCCGGCCCAACCUUGCCAUAUCAAACUAUUUCUCAGUCUGUUUCCUCUGUUGUUGGGAUAUCCAGUUCAAGUCACUCUGAAACAUCAACACCUUCUCUGGUAACCCCAGGUCAGCUGCUGCAUCCUGGCCCAACUGCAAUUUCUUCAUCUCAGUCUUCACAAGUGACACAAAAAGAUGUAGAGGUGGUUCAAGUAUCAUUAUCAGAACCACCACCAACAACUCUGGCUGCAGCUUCAGCUCCAGUUCCAGCAUCAGCAUCAACACCAGUGCCAGCCCCAGUCCAGGCCCCAGCAGAAAUUCAGGAACCAAUAUUGCCGCUACCUUCACCAUCUGAUCAAAAGCAUAAUGGUAACCCAAGAACUUGUCUCGCAAGUAGGGGGCGUGAAAGAGGAAGAGGAAAUGGGGUUUCACGUCCUGUGACAAAAUUCACGGAGGACUUUGAUUUCAUGGCAAUGAAUGAAAAGUUUAAGAAAGAUGAAGUAUGGGGUCAUCUUGGUAAAAGCAAUAAGAUGCAGUUGAGGGAUAAAGAAGGUGAAGGAAAGGAGGAUGAUGAAGAUGAUUCUCAAGAUGAGGAUGAAGCUGGAUCAUCAAAUUUCCAGAUCAAGCCUGUUUAUUGUAAGGAUGACUUUUUUGAUUCUCUUUCUUGCAAUGCACUUGAUCGAGGGGCACGAAAUGGAAGGACCAAGUUCUCAGAGCAGAUGAAAAUAGAUACCGAGACUUUUGGUGCUUUUACAAGGCAUCGUGGUGGCCGUGGUGGUCGUGGUGGUCGAGGCCGGGGUUCUUACCAUGGAAGAGGUUAUGGUUAUGUUGGAAGGGGCCGGGGCCAUGUUAUCUCAAGUCGUGCCACCUAAUCGUGGAUUGUCAUGCCACGCUGUAUCACUGCAAAACUUUAGAAUUUGAUUUGUUUUGUCAUCGCCCACGGGGGAUCCUAGGUAGUGACCAUUGAAGUAGAUGACCAAUGGAGGGUUAUGUUUGUAAUGUUGUUUCCCUGCUUAUUGGACCAAGGAGUGAUUUCCAUAGGAAGGCGAGAUAAGCAUAUACCUUAGGAUACCGUUUAUAUGAACAUGCUCUUAAAAUUAUGUUCUGCAUUUUUUUUUUCUUUUUAUGCUUGUCUUGAAUCUUGUCUUCAAUUAGGAACAAUCCCUCUGGGGCUGAUCGAAUAAAGUUUGACUUACAAAUUACAAUAAUAAAUUAGCACGACAUCAAAUCAUUUGAUCAA